Molecule: messenger RNA, 780 nt
Organism: Papaver somniferum (opium poppy)
Lineage: Eukaryota; Viridiplantae; Streptophyta; Magnoliopsida; Ranunculales; Papaveraceae
Product: F-box protein At3g61340-like
Exons: 1
Coding region: 1-780 (259 amino acids)
Molecular function (GO): protein binding
Source: RefSeq, a predicted model, not a curated record
AUGGACAGAGGAAGAGAUAAAUUACAAAGAACAUCACUUUCAAACCGUCUUGAUGAAAAAUCAGCAGAAGAUAUACUUAUCAACCUUCCUGUCAAGUCUCUUGUGCGAUUUAAAUCUGUAUCCAAAAGUUGGCAGUCAUUCAUUGAGGAUCCAUCUUUUAUAGAGUCGUAUCUAAGUAGAUCAAAAGCACAUCCUCAACUUCUCACCACGAUUAGAGACACUGAUUCCAUUGUAGUUCCUUCACCGGAGGAUGGGUUCAAAGGUGGAGCGGCUCUUCAUAAGGUUAAAAUUCCAUGGUCUCGUGCUGGUAUGUCAAACCCCAUCCAUGGGUGGUUGUUCUGUUUAGUUGACAGGAAUAUUAGAUGUACUCGCAUAUACAACCUUGGCACUCGGCAGGCUACUCCAUGGGCAAAAACAUGCAUUCCAUUAAAUAUUGGUGCUUCUAUUGUUCAGACGCCGAGUUAUGGAUUUGGAUCUGAUCCUUUGACUAACAGCUGCAAAGUAGUAUGUGUUUGGGAGAAAUAUUCUCUCACGUCUCUCUCUAUGAAGAAUCCAAAAGGAGUCAAACAUAGUUGUGAAGUUUUUAGAGUGGGAGGAGGAGGAGGAAAUCGAUGGAGGAAGAUAGAUGAGGUGCCACCGGUUAGAUUAUUUGGAAGCACUGGUGUUUAUGCAAACGGUUCGAUUUACUGGAGGAAUGACAGUGUUAAUAGUUUUUUCGUACCUCGGGAUAGUGAAUUGAUUGUGGCAUUUGAUGUUGGAACCGAAAAGUUUAGUCAUUGA